AUGUCGACGCCGCAACACACGAGUCGCUAUCGGGACCAGGUCCUCACGAGAGGCAAGAUCGAAUCUCUAAUCGCGGAAGGCCGGAAAGUCGUGAUCGUCGACGGCGUGGUUCUGAAAGUGGACGCAUGGCUACCUUACCACCCUGGCGGUGACAAGGCCAUACUCCAUAUGAUUGGAAGAGAUGCGACGAAUGAAGUGAAGGCGUUCCAUGCAGUGGAGACGCAACACUUCAUGCAGAAGUACCGCAUUGGAAAGAUUGAGGGAGAAUGGAAGGAUUUCGUGCCUCCAAUACAAGAUGGCAAGUUCCGGACAAAAGAGGAGCAGCGCUCGGGCAAUAGAGGGCAAGACAAAGAGGCGGUUUGCGAGCUGGACUCGUCACGCCAUAGCAGUUCUGAAGAGCCCUCUCCUCUUUUCGAACCGGCAGAUCGAGGCACAAGUUCCCUUCGACAAAGGAGGACAAGCGAAGAUGCUGCUAGCGAAUCGUCUGCUACAUCACUGGACACUUUGGCCAUCGGAGAACCGGCGACGAGCAGUAAAAAGGCCGCACCAGGAGGAGACAGGACACAACAGGAACUACAGCGAGAUCUCGAGACAUUCCCAAGUCUUGAUCCUGCCACUCAAGCAGAUAUCAUAGCCAAAUACAACGCUCUCGACGACCGACUCCGAGCAGAAGGCCUUUACGACUGUGACUACUGGGCCUACGGCAGAGAAAUCUCGCGGUACGUUCUCCUAGGCUCCCUCGCCUACUUCUUCCUCCAAAAAGGCUGGUACAUCCCCUCCGCCAUUUUCCUGGGCAUGAUGUGGCACCAGCUCGUCUUCACCGUCCACGACGCUGGACACAUGGGCAUCACGCACAACUUCCACAUCGACAGCCUCAUCGGAAUGGUCAUAGCCGACUACAUCGGCGGCCUCUCCUGCUGCUGGUGGAAACGCAACCAUAACGUGCACCACAUCGUCACCAACUCGGCCGAGCACGACCCGGACAUCCAACACAUGCCCUUCUUCGCCAUCAGUCACCGUUUCUUCGACAGCCUGCGAAGCACCUACUACGACCGCAUCAUGACCUUCGACCCAGCCGCCAAGGUCCUGCUCAAGUACCAGCACUACCUCUACUACCCCAUCCUCUGCUUCGGCCGCUUCAACCUCUAUGUCCUCAGCUGGCAAUACAUCUUCCUAGGUCAAGGGCCCCGCAAAGGCCCCGCCUGGUGGCAUCGCUAUUUCGAGAUGGCCGGUCAGAUCUUCUUCUGGUACUGGUUCGGGUACCUCACCGUCUACAAAUCCAUCCCCACCGGCUGGGACCGCUUCCUCUUCGUCCUGAUCUCCCACGCCGUCACCAUGCCCGUCCACGCACAAAUCACCCUCUCCCACUUCGCCAUGAGCACCGUCGACCUCGGCGUGGCCGAGUCCUUCCCACAACGCAUGCUCCGCACCACCAUGGACGUCGACUGCCCCGAGUGGCUCGACUUCUUCCACGGCGGACUGCAGUUCCAAGCAAUUCACCACUUGUUCCCACGCAUGCCCAGGCAUAAUUUGAGGAAAGCGCAGGGAGCGGUGAAGGAGUUUUGCGAGGAUGUCGGGAUCCCGUAUGCGAUUUGGACGUUCUCGAAGGGCAGUGAGAUGGUCAUUAGGCAGUUGGAGGAUGUCGCGAAUCAGGCGAGGGUGCUGAGUGAGUGUCAGAGGAGUAUGACUCUGAAGGAUAUGCUCGAGGGGCAUUGA
Messenger RNA from Zasmidium cellare ATCC 36951, 1716 nucleotides. RefSeq lists its product as uncharacterized. Gene Ontology annotation, cellular component: membrane. Gene Ontology annotation, biological process: lipid metabolic process. Gene Ontology annotation, molecular function: oxidoreductase activity, acting on paired donors, with oxidation of a pair of donors resulting in the reduction of molecular oxygen to two molecules of water. The transcript has a single exon. The coding region runs from base 1 to 1716 and encodes 571 amino acids. NCBI's taxonomy places the organism in Eukaryota, Fungi, Ascomycota, Dothideomycetes, Mycosphaerellales, Mycosphaerellaceae. The record is from RefSeq and is a predicted model, not a curated record.